UGAAUUAUUUAUAUUUUAAAAGUUCCUGUGGUGCAUUAUAUUUAAAUAUCACUAGGACGUUGAUAGCUUACUUAGAAAACUAGCACACCGUUACACUGGCAUUAAAACUAUAUUUUAUCUACGAUUGUAGCAGGAUUUCCGGAGUGCAGAUAAAUUUAUUUUGCCUUCAGCGUUACUCAGAGCAGAUCAAAUGCGCAGGCUCCCCCCUUCGUAAUUUAUUUUUGCCUUAAAUCCGCUCAAGUAUGCGAUAUCGCGGGCAAUCAAUGUACAGCCCGAACGCAAAUUAAACUUGCUGCAUGAAGUUAAUUAUUGUGAAUAGAUGAAAAUGAUUCCACGCUAUUGCUGGGUUAUUUUCUUCGUCUGCUGGAGCAUCGACCAGUCCAUUCCGGUGGCCGCCAGGAAUGUGGACGACGAGAAUCCCAUUGUGUUCCAUGCUCCGAUAGACUCUGAAGUCGAAGACUACUUUGGAUUCAGUGUCGCUCUCGUUGCUGGAGACCCGAAGAAGCCUCGCAAAUAUCCACCAUGGUUUUUGAUCGGCGCGCCAAGAGCUUAUCACGAAGGACUGACAAAAGGCGAAAGCUACCAGUGCAAACUAUCACCUGACGCCCCGGAUGAUAUAUUAAGGCUCUCGUGCCAACAUUUGCCUGUGUCGCUGACGUAUCCAUCUCUUGAGAACUCCACAACAAUUCAUUACAACAACAGCUUGUACGGUAGCUCGCAAGACGCUGUUGGUUUAAAACUGUACACCACUUGCAGCCCGCACCUGCAAACUUUAGAUACGGCCAAGGUAUCGCGUAUGAAUGGACUGUGUGUUGUCGGGUCGACGACUAAAGUGGAUUCGUAUUCAAUUUUGGAGCCUCUUAGUAAUAAAGAUCGUGCUUUUGAAUGGUCAACCAGGGGAGCCGCAAUGAAAAACUUUGUCUUUGGCCAGUCCGGGUUCUCGGCAAGGAUACUCAGCUCUAGUCAGGCCGGACUCCAACUCCUGAUAGGAGCCCCCAAUGUGCACGAAGGAAAAGGCACUGUGGCGCGAUACAGCCUUUUUAAGAAUGUCAAGACCAAUCAGUUCGAGGCAGGAAACCUGACAGUUCCUGGGGCUGGCAAUAUCAGCGAUUAUUCUAAAGGUCAACGACUUUAUCUUGGCUACUCCAUCUCGUCAGGAAAUUUGUUUUCAAAAAACAAAACUUGGUACGCGAGCGGUAGCCCAAAUCACGAAGUCCGAGGAAGUGUGUUGAUUUUUGAUAUCCUGCCCAACAACACGAUGACCAGGAAGCAAGUCUUGUUAGGGGUGCAAUUGGGAGAGAGCUUUGGCUAUUCGCUGGCGUCAGGAGACAUUAGCGGGGACAAAUUGGACGAGUUGAUCGUUGGGGCUCCCUUCUUCACCACCAAUGGUGGGCAGAAUGAGGGACGGGUCGUCAUCUUUUCUAAGAACAAGGCGAACUUGCUGACUCAGAAGUACGAGCUCAAAGGAACGACGGCGAAGGGGCUCUUCGGAACCACGGUUGCAUUCCUUGGAGAUUUGGACAAAGACAGAUACGGAGAUUUUGCUGUCGCCGCACCCUUUGAGGGCGGAGGAGUGAUAUACUUAUUUUUCGCGUCGGCCGCUGGAGUGUCUUUUGGAAAGAAAAUAGUGGGGACAAAUUACGAACCGAGUAUUUCACGGUUUGGUUUUUCCAUUUCCAGAGGAGUAGACGUCGAUCAAAACGGAUUCUUAGAUUUCGCAGUCGGUGCGUACAAAUCUAGACACGUGGUGUUGUUCCGCACGCGGCCCGUCGUGAAUUUGCAUCAUGAGUUUAAGUUGGUCGAGGAUUUCUUGACCUAUAAUAGCACAAACUUUACUCUAAGUAGUUGCGUGCGAUACAACGGUACAAGAGCACCCAAAUCCCUUGAUUUCGGUCUGAAAUUGGAACUUCUGGGCACAUCAGUGAGAAGGAUAUUCUACAAAACUGUUGAAAGUAGCGUGAGACUGAUCGAAAACAACAUAACGCUCGAGAGGAAUAACACAAGCUGCACAAAUUUUCAGUUUCGCUUUCGGGAAAACAUGACGGAUUAUGAGACUCCCUUUAAGGUUACCAUUCAGUAUUUAUUACCACACAACGAUGCCAAGUCCAACGUAAAGGACAAAGUGACCACGCUUUCCCCUGUCCUGGCCAAACCAUCUCUGCGAGAGGUUGACGUAACUUUCGCCUCUAUGUGCAGCAAAGACAGCUGCAUUGCCGACUUGCGAUUGGAUAUGCGAUUUUACCUCGCAAACACCGGAGCUGAAAUAACGAGGUACGUGAUCGGAUCGGAUGUAUCGCUGCUCGUUCGAGUGACACUCACGAAUCUUGGAAUGCCCGCUCUGGGUUCGAAAUUGCUACUCGCAUAUCCGCGCCAGCUGCAGCCCACGAUCUUUGGCAGAUGCCUCGACCAGGAAGAGGACCAAGCGACUAAAAGCGAGAUUCAGUGCUCAGUGUUCACCCCGUUGCUUGCUGGCAAAACGGAGACCGUUGAGCUCCGGUUUAGUGGGGCUGAACUAGACGCGGAGAAAAAGCUCUUGGUCUCGGCUAGUGCGAUUUCAAGAAGCACAUUGACGAAUUCAUCCAUUGUGAUGCAAGAAAAGGAAUUGAAGAUUGAGUCAGAAGCGGCCCUCAGCGUUUCGGCCUCUCCAACGGAGGAGCCAAGAAGAUUUGAUCUUUAUGGAAAUGCCCUGCAAACUUUGACGUACCAGUUCAUCAUAGAAAAGUAUGGCGCGAGUCCGUUGCACGAUGCGAAAAUUAUGAUCACGUUUCCAUAUGCGAUUAACAACAGGAAGAAAUCAAUUUUUGGAUUUGACUGGACAGUGCUAUCGUCAUCUGGUGAGUGCGCUCCAGAAGAGGCCGAAUCAACAGAGGACGAGGGAGACGUUUUAAAUUUGGACCAAAGCGCGGAAAGCGACAGCUCUGAAGAACCUAACGAGGGUGACCACCGUCGCAGGAAAAGAGAUGCGCAAAAACUGCAGAAAAUUCUACCAGCGAACCGGACGCUUCUCUUGAAUUGCUCGUCGCAAUUAUGGGAGUGCAAAAGCGUGACGUGCAAAGUGGGUAGUUUCCUCACACGCGCCGCUUACGUUACUGUCAAUGCUACUAUGUGGAUCGACUUCUCUGCUUUAAAAAAAGUGCUGGGAUCCAAAGACUUGGUUCAAAUCGAAGCCGAAGCGUAUGUUGAAGUACUGAAGCCAGUAAACGUUCAGAAGCCAAAGGAGCAGAGGCCGGAUCAAGUGACAGUGACAGCGUCUUUCCAAAGGAUCAUGAAAAAUCGGGACUAUUUUCACGACCCAUUCGUUUUAAGUCUGAGCACUGCUGUCGGCCUUUUCCUACUUCUGAUGCUUGCACUUGGCUUGUCAAAGGCUGGCUUUUUUAAACGGAACGACAUACACGUUCUCCAGCAAAGAUUGCGAAUGCAGAGACCCCCGAUUGCCUCGCUCAAAGAUCUUCAAAUAAUGUAUGAUAGAUGUGAUACUAGUGAUAACGAAUAAGAAAUCCAUGUUAAAUAAAGAUAAAGCAGCGUUCACUGAAAA
Messenger RNA from Cloeon dipterum, 3535 nucleotides. RefSeq names its product integrin alpha-4-like. The transcript has 21 exons. Gene Ontology annotation, biological process: cell-matrix adhesion; cell-cell adhesion; cell adhesion mediated by integrin. Gene Ontology annotation, molecular function: integrin binding. Lineage: Eukaryota; Metazoa; Arthropoda; Insecta; Ephemeroptera; Baetidae. The coding region runs from base 320 to 3493 and encodes 1057 amino acids. The record is from RefSeq and is a predicted model, not a curated record. Gene Ontology annotation, cellular component: external side of plasma membrane; integrin complex.